Molecule: messenger RNA, 1385 nt
Organism: Phasianus colchicus (ring-necked pheasant)
Lineage: Eukaryota; Metazoa; Chordata; Aves; Galliformes; Phasianidae
Gene: CLPS
Product: colipase
Biological process (GO): positive regulation of catalytic activity; digestion; lipid catabolic process
Cellular component (GO): extracellular region
Molecular function (GO): lipase binding; enzyme activator activity
Source: RefSeq, a predicted model, not a curated record
CCGCGGGGUGAGACAGCCGGUGUGAGACACCCCCCGAGAUGUGCUCCCGCCCCCCCCCUCGGGAUGAGCUCAGUGCCCCAGGACGAGACCCUCCCCCUCUGGAAUGAUGCCCCCCCCGGCAGGAGCCUCUCCCCUGAGAUGUGCCCACCUCCGGGAUGUGCCCAACGGCCUCGGGAUGAAAGCCUCCCUGGAGUGAGCCCUGUGCCCCCACCGGGGAUGCACUCUGUGCCCACAGGUCCAACCUCAGGUUGUCACCCCAGGAUACAGCCCAUGCCCCUGGGAAGUGUCCCUAGGACACAUCCUUCCCCCAUGAGAUAUGUGUCCCCACGAUGCACUUUAUGCCCCCACAGUGUGGCCAGGAGGUGACACCCCCCCUGUUUGCACUCCGUGUCCUUGCUGCCUGCAUUGGGGUGCACCAUAGGAUGUGUGCUGUUCCUCCCAGCAGCCCCCCAGGUCAUGCCAUGCACCCCAAACUCGGUACUCCUACACUGUCACCUUGGUGCCCCACAGGUGGGGGACGUGGUGCAAACAGGGAGGGGACAGGAUGCAGAGACACCAAAGGGCUUUGUCCUUGUGCUAUUUGGGGAGGCCACUGCCAGGGCCAGCCUGAGUGUCACUGCAUGGCUACCGAAGGCCACCAAAGAAGGCCACCUAAGGCCACCAAAGAAGGCCACCUCCAUGCUGGCGUUAAUCAUUGCCGAGUGCUGAAAGCUGCACCGUUCCCAGAGCUGUCCCCACGUCUCAGCAGGUUCAGUUCCUGUUCUCUGGACACUGCAGAUCCCCUUGUGGGAAGUGCAGCACUGUUAUCUGACAUUUGCUUUGGCUGAAGGAGCAGCAGCACCUGCAGACAGCACGGUGCCAUACAACUGCCCUUGGAGCUACAGUGUGGUGCCACGAGUCCAGGUGCGAUAGGAGGGAGCAUGGCAGGCGCUGACUAUAAAGCAGCCAAACCUACCUGAACCCAAACCCACCUGCACCCAAACCCACCUGCACCCACCAUGAUGCUGCCCCUCCGCCUGCUGCUCGCCACGCUGCUCAUCGCCCUGGCUCUGGGCGCUCCCAGUGAGCGGGGGCUCAUCUUCAACCUGGACACUGGAGAGCUGUGCCUGCAGAGUGCGCAGUGCAAGAGCGGCUGCUGCCAGCGGGACAGUGGGCUGAGCCUGGCACGGUGCAGCCCGAAGGCUGCCGAGACCCAGGACUGCUCCCUGAAGAGCCCCUAUGGGGUUUACUACAAAUGUCCCUGUGAGAACGGCCUGUCCUGCGACGCCGACUGGAGCAUCGUGGGCUCCAUCACCAACACCGACUAUGGGGUCUGCUAUGACAAACGUGACCCCACCACAUCGCGGUGACAGACGUGUGUCCCAGUAAAGAGCAUCCCCCACUGA